CCCAAAACCACCAUGAUCACGUAUUCAUCAUCAUCGUCACCGUCGGAGCUCACCGCAGAGCACAUCAAUGGCGGCCUCCGUUAGGUUCUGCUUCUCCAAGGCAAUGGAAUUACGGUGGGCGACGACGAAGACAGCCAAGAACAUUCCCAACAAGCCCGCCAGGGUGGGCUUGUCAAUCCCGGUCUACCUCUCCACAAACCCUUCCCACGUCAACCCCGGCUCGCUCCGGGACCUCUUUGUCUCCUGCAACAGGUCCUGCCACGCGUUCCCCCGGAUAGGCCCCGACGGGCGGGUCGAGGAAGGAGACAUUGCAGGCGUUGACAAGCUCCGCGUUGCGCUCGAUCACAGCUCCGUGGUCGUCUCCGUGUUCUGCGAGCCUCGGGACUUGCCUGUCGACGGUGAUGGGAUUGAGGAGCAGAGGGCGUCGAGCGUCGGGGAUUUGAUGAGGAGGGUGGUGCCGCCUGCGGUCACUCCGUAUAGCGGGCAGCUGGUGGGGUUCGGUCGAGCAGUGUCAGACAAUGGGCUGACAGCUUCCAUUUACGACGUCAUGGUUGUUCCUCCGCUGCAGAGGAUGGGUAUCGGCCGGAUGAUUGUUCAACGGAUUGUAAGAAUCCUCACGGGGAAAGAUAUUUACGACAUAGCGGCUCUCUGCUCUGAUGAUGACAGGUUGUUCUUCGAAGCAUGUGGAUUUGGAGACGACAUUCUAGGAUCCACAACAAUGAUGUAUACAAGGGCCAUUACCGGUAGUAGCACUGAUGGGAGUGGAGGGUUCAGACGCGUGGGUCGUAAGUUAUUAUUGGUUCCGACAUUUAAGGAGUUCCAUUCUCAAUCAAGGAUUAGAAACUCAUAAGAGUGAGGCACUACUCUCAGUCGAAGAAAAGAUGGGGAAGGUUCUCUGUCUGAUCAUUUGAUCGGUAAACAGUUUUCAAGCUGAGCUUUUCUCUCAAAAAGACUGUACAGUAUGUAAAAAUUUAUAUCAUAUUUAAUGACCAAUGCCCUGUUGAAUAUAUUCUUGCCCAUCAACAAUGCACUUUGUUGUUGGAAAGAUGGCAAUAAGAUUUUGCCAA
Punica granatum (pomegranate) is the source of this 1067-nucleotide messenger RNA. Lineage: Eukaryota; Viridiplantae; Streptophyta; Magnoliopsida; Myrtales; Lythraceae. The record is from RefSeq and is a predicted model, not a curated record.